AUGCAAUUCGCUACUGUCAUCAUUGCCUUUGUUGCUCUCGCAACCUCCAUUUUCGCCAGCCCCAUUCUUGAGGAGCGCGAGAUCAAGUACUGCGCUCAGCAGCCGUAUGACCCUACCAAGUACACCUGCUUCCAAGGAAAAUACUUGUGCCCAAUUGAAAACGGUAUCGUCUACCAGAACUGCCAGAUUGCCUGCUACAACCCGGCUGCCUAUGCUUGCAAGAAUGGCCAGCUUACUCCCGUUACCACUUGCGCGGGCCAACCCUUUGACAAGAACUCCUACGUUUGCAUCAACGAUCAGCAGCUUUGCCCUAUUAACUACCCCAACCUUUGCGGAAAGGCUUGCUACAAGACCAGCGAGUACAAGUGUGUCAACGGAGCUCUCCAGCAGGUUUAG
Morchella importuna is the source of this 396-nucleotide messenger RNA. RefSeq lists its product as uncharacterized. The record is from RefSeq and is a predicted model, not a curated record. The transcript is spliced from 3 exons. Lineage: Eukaryota; Fungi; Ascomycota; Pezizomycetes; Pezizales; Morchellaceae. Bases 1 to 396 code for a protein of 131 amino acids. Gene Ontology annotation, molecular function: carbohydrate binding.